AUGCCGGUUAUGAAAGGAUUACUGGCUCCCCAGAACACCUUCCUGGACACUAUCGCCACCCGUUUUGAUGGCACACACAGUAACUUCAUCCUCGCCAAUGCCCAGGUGGCCAAGGGCUUCCCCAUAGUCUACUGCUCCGAUGGCUUCUGCGAGCUGGCUGGAUUUGCCCGGACCGAAGUCAUGCAGAAGAGCUGUGGCUGCAAGUUCUUAUUUGGGACUGAGACCAACGAGCAACUGAUGCUUCAGAUAGAAAAGUCACUGGAGGAAAAAACAGAGUUCAAAGGAGAAAUUAUGUUCUACAAGAAGAACGGGUCUCCAUUUUGGUGCCUCUUAGACAUUGUUCCUAUAAAGAACGAGAAAGGCGAUGUGGUCCUUUUCCUGGCCUCAUUCAAAGAUAUAACAGAUACAAAAGUGAAGAUCACUCCGGAAGAGAAAAAAGAAGACAAAGCCAAAGGAAGAUCCAGAACCGGGACCCACCUGGACACAGCCCGGAGACGGAGCCGAGCAGUCCUGUAUCACAUCUCAGGGCACCUGCAAAGAAGAGAGAAGAAUAAACUGAAACUAAAUAACAAUGUUUUCGUGGACAAACCAGCAUUUCCGGAGUAUAAAGUCUCGGAUGCGAAAAAGUCCAAAUUCAUCCUUCUGCAUUUUAGCACUUUCAAAGCUGGCUGGGACUGGCUCAUUCUGUUGGCGACGUUUUAUGUCGCCGUGACCGUACCUUACAACGUCUGCUUCAUCGACAACGACGACCUGUCCACGACGCGGAGCACUACGGUCAGCGACAUUGCCGUGGAGAUCCUCUUCAUCAUAGAUAUUAUUUUAAAUUUUCGAACAACCUAUGUCAGCAAGUCUGGUCAAGUUAUCUUUGAAGCAAGAUCAAUAUGCAUCCACUAUGUCACGACAUGGUUCAUCAUUGAUUUAAUCGCUGCUCUGCCUUUUGACCUCCUGUACGCUUUCAAUGUCACAGUGGUGUCCCUUGUGCAUCUCCUGAAGACCGUGCGGCUGCUGCGUCUCCUGCGUCUCCUGCAGAAGCUGGACCGUUAUUCCCAGCACAGCACAAUCGUCCUGACCCUGCUCAUGUCCAUGUUUGCCCUCCUUGCGCACUGGAUGGCGUGUAUCUGGUAUGUCAUUGGAAAAAUGGAGCGGGAAGACAACAGCCUUCUCAAGUGGGAAGUUGGCUGGCUCCACGAGCUGGGAAAGCGCCUGGAAUCGCCCUACUACGGCAACAAUACCAUGGGGGGCCCGUCGAUCCGAAGUGCCUAUAUCGCUGCCCUCUACUUCACUCUCAGUAGCCUCACCAGCGUGGGCUUCGGGAACGUCUCUGCUAACACGGACGCCGAGAAGAUCUUCUCCAUCUGCACCAUGCUGAUUGGGGCCUUGAUGCACGCCCUGGUGUUUGGGAACGUGACGGCGAUCAUACAGCGGAUGUACUCGAGAUGGUCCCUCUAUCACACAAGAACCACUGAGCUGAAGGACUUCAUACGCGUCCACCACCUGCCCCAGCAGCUGAAGCAGAGGAUGCUCGAGUAUUUCCAAACCACCUGGUCAGUCAACAAUGGAAUCGAUUCCAAUGAGCUCUUGAAAGACUUUCCAGAUGAGCUGCGCUCGGACAUCACCAUGCACUUGAACAAAGAAAUCCUGCAGUUGUCCAUCUUCGAGUGCGCCAGUCGGGGCUGCCUCAGGUCUCUGUCUCUGCACAUCAAAACCUCUUUCUGUGCCCCGGGGGAGUAUCUGCUGAGACAAGGGGAUGCUCUGCAAGCCAUCUACUUCGUGUGCUCUGGCUCCAUGGAGGUCCUGAAAGACAGCAUGGUGCUGGCUAUUCUUGGAAAAGGAGAUUUAAUUGGAGCCAACCUAUCAAUUAAGGACCAAGUGAUCAAAACCAAUGCAGAUGUGAAGGCGUUGACCUACUGUGACCUGCAGUGCAUCAUCCUCAAAGGGCUCUUCGAAGUGCUGGACCUUUACCCAGAAUACGCCCACAAGUUUGUGGAGGACAUUCAGCAUGACCUCACCUACAACCUACGGGAGGGCCAUGAGAGUGAUGUGAUAUCAAGAUUAUCGAACAAAUCUACAGUCUCACAGUCAGAGCCGAAGGGAAAUGGCAGCAUCAAGAAGACGCUCCCAUCCAUCGUGGAAGAUGAGGAAGAGGAAGAGGAAGGAGAGGAAGAGGAGACCACCUCUCUCUCUCCCAUCUACACAAGAGGACCCUUCUCUUCACGUGGCAAGAAAGCUGGAAGCAACAAAAGUUACCUGAGCUUAAGCUUGAAGCAGCUGGCUUCAGGAACCGUGCCCUUUCAUUCACCUAUCCGAGUCUCCAGCUCAAAUUCCCCCAAAACCAAGCCGGAAGCAGAGCCAUCUAAUCACAGCAAAAAGAAAGAGAAGACUUUAAAACUGAAACUUGCAGCUCUGAAUAGUGCUGGGCCCCCGGAUCUCAGUCCCAGAAUUGUAGAUGGGAUUGAAGAUGGAAACAGCAGUGAAGAAAGCCAGACUUUCGACUUUGCCUCUGAACGAGUCAGACCAGAGCCCAGGAUUUCCCCUCCUCUCGGAGACCCGGAGAUCGGAGCUGCUGUCCUGUUCAUCAAAGCCGAGGAGACCAAGCAGCAGAUUAAUAGACUCAACGAUGAGGUCACAACGUUGACCCAGGAGGUCUCCCAGUUGGGGAAGGACAUGAGGAACGUGAUUCAGCUUCUGGAGAAUGUCCUGUCACCCCCGCAGCCAUCGGGGUUCUGCUCUGUGCACAGGGAAGACUCACCCCCCAGAAUGGCCUGGAGCACACCCCAGCCGUGCCUGCACUUACAAGCAGGCGGGGCCACCUAUAGCCAAGCACAGCUCUGUCAUGGCAGUGUCACCUCGGACAUUUGGAGUGUGGAUCCCUCCUCCGUGGGGGGCAGCCCCCAGCGGACUGGAGCUCAGGAGCAGAGUCCUGCAGACGGCGAACUUUAUCAGUCCCCAACCCUGCCGGGUUCGCCUUCCCACUACCAGGUUGUGCAGGAAGGCCGCUUGCAAUUCCUGCGAUGCAUCUCUCCGCACUCCGAAAGCACGCUGACGCCCCUGCAGUCCAUCUCAGCCACCCUGUCCUCGGGGGGUUCCUCCUCGGACACGUCCCUGCACCUGGUCCUCCCCAGCAGGUCAGAGGAGAGCAGCUUCGGCCAAGCUGCCACCAGCUCCUACAGUCUGGAGAACUUGCCAGGCUCUUGGGACCGGGAAGGGAUGACCUCUGUCACUACGGAACCCUUGGAAAGUUUCCCACUAGAGGUCGUCACAAGCACAGCAGACGUGAAGGACAGCCAAGCCAUAGACGUAUGA
Molecule: messenger RNA, 3303 nt
Organism: Elephantulus edwardii (Cape elephant shrew)
Lineage: Eukaryota; Metazoa; Chordata; Mammalia; Macroscelidea; Macroscelididae
Gene: KCNH8
Product: potassium voltage-gated channel, subfamily H (eag-related), member 8
Exons: 16
Coding region: 1-3303 (1100 amino acids)
Biological process (GO): regulation of membrane potential; potassium ion transmembrane transport
Cellular component (GO): membrane
Molecular function (GO): voltage-gated potassium channel activity
Source: RefSeq, a predicted model, not a curated record